AUGUCUCCAUGGUCGUCUGAGCUUACAGAAUGUUUCCAAUCUAUCAAACCAGAUCUUGAAUCCGACUUUACACCUGCGGCUUACAACAAGCUUUUGAACACACUAUUUCCCGUCAAUACUCCCUACACCGUCUUCCCUCAGGUUCACAGACAUGAAGACAUCACGACACCGUCUGCACGAACUACAUUUACGAUUUACUACAGGAAUACUCCUGUCUUCAUCUUAGACCUCCACACCUACGCCAAUCUUGCCCGAAUAUCUGCGCGCGAAGCGGCUGAUGAACACAUUCGUAUGCACAUCCGAGACUUGCUUCCUUACUGCCCACUGCCUACAUUGCACGCGGUCAGCGCAUUUGGGACAAGACUCUGCUUCUACACAACAACGGCUGGGCAGGCGAUUCUUCCUGCUCGAGCGGCUGUCGAAGAGGAUUCGGCUCAUAGGACACCGGUCGACUGGUGGGACUGCGAUCUGCUGGAUGACGACGGUGCGAUCAGGUUGAAGGAGGUGGUCAACAAGAUCAGGAAUCAGUGCGAGAAUCUGUGA
Messenger RNA from Cyclocybe aegerita, 543 nucleotides. NCBI's taxonomy places the organism in Eukaryota, Fungi, Basidiomycota, Agaricomycetes, Agaricales, Hemipholiotaceae. The record is from the annotation of a GenBank genome assembly.